UUGUGAAAUCCAACCCCGGAAGUGGCCGUGUUUACCCGGUUUGCCUUGACUCGGGUGUAACGCAGCGACGCGCGGUCCGGUACCAGCGCACGGCGACUCCCUGCUGCAGUCCGACGCGCGCACGGAACCUCCACAGAGCCCGCUCACCGGCACCAUGUCGCACACCGUCAUCACGAGCACGAGCCCCACGGGCAGGACGUCCGGGGACGGCGCGCUGAACCUGGGCUACACCCGGACCAUCCCGGGCCUGCUGAAGCUGGGCCAGAUGCUGGCGCUGCUCGUGGCCUUCCUCUGCGUGCGCUGUGCACGCGGCUGGCCCAGCUGGGCGGCGUUCCAGUACUUCGAGGUGGUGGCGCUGUGGUUCCUCAUGGCCUUCCUCGUCUUCUUCCUCAUGCACCUGUUCAGGCUGCAGGCGAAGAUGCCCUGCAUCAACUGGCCGCUGACGGAGUUCUUCCAUUACUCCGUUGGCACCGUCCUCAUCCUCAUCGCCUCCAUCGUCGGCGCCGUUAAGAGCGGAGGAGUUUCAGCGCUCGUGGCCGGAUCGGUGUUUGGGUUCAUAGCGACGUUCCUGAUGGCCGUUAGCUUGUGGACGUCUUACAGUGUGACCUGCGGCUCCCAUCAGACCGGUGCAGUAGUGUAAGAAGUCAUCCGUCACAAAGGAGACAGUUUGCUGUGUUCUGGUUUCUGCCUAGAAACAACCGUGAUCAUGAACCUGAUUGGAAGGUACUGGAACAGCUGAUCCAGGGCCAGCUGUUGCUUUACAUAAGACCCAAGUUAUUACUACUUCAUUUUCCUUAUCUGACUAACAUUUAACGUUAAGGUGCUCAGUUUUACAUUCUCCCUCUUGCCCGUUAUCUGCUAUCGAGUAUCCAGAGAAGCUUUUUAGACUAAAAUAACAGACUCUUCCUGUGUGCCAUAAAAAAAACAAAAAACAAUUGAAAGUAAGAUCCUGCCAAGAUGGGCCUCCGCUGCAGGGCCAGCCUUGAUUUGCUUGAUUUAUGAUCAAAUGUUUCAUCCAUUCCAACUUGUUAUAUUCUAGUCUUAAAAUUCCUAAAGCUCAGUAGAGAUGAAUGAAUGAAUUAAAGAAGCUGCACUAAGCUCUUUUUCUAAAAUCCAUUUUCUUAAAUGGCAUCUAACGAAGUGACGCACAGCAAAGCCCUGUUAGCCUGCUAUGCUACUUUCUGCUAGCACACCAAAAUAUUCUGUGAUUAGUUUAUCAACUAGUAAAUACCCUGCAUGCUUAUUGUUGAAUGCUAAAACGUGACUCAGGCGCUAAUGUGGGGUAAAAAAAAAACAGUAGCAUGCUAAAGGAGUCUGUGAUUUGAAACAAAAGUAAAAACUAGCAUGCCAACGAUGCUAAAACAAACCAUGGAAAAGUGCAGCCUUUUUAAUUAAAAUAUGAAGGAUAUUUUUCCUCUUGUGAACGAGUGUGGCAGUAAUGAAGCUUCACAUUGAAUAAGUUAACCUGUUCAUUACUUGGGCGGCUACGAGUUCGCCAUCAAAGAACAGAAUUUAUUAGUGUCACCAGGACCAGCCGGACGGGACAUGCCAGAUGUCCUUGGUGCUUUUGAAGAUAAAUAAAGGCACAAAGCCCAUCAGUAGCAGUUGUAAUUGAUGUCAAGAAGGAGAGGUUCUAUUUUGAUUUCUUUGGAGCGUGUCAGGGGUCAAAUGGAAGAACAAUGACUGGAAGUCUGCUUGCACAGAUUAAUACAAUUAAUGCUAGCACACAUUAAUUUAAAAAUGUACUCUUUUUUUGGAAUAUGUAAAGAUGAAUUAGUACACAUGGAUCAAUGAACAUAAUUAUUAUAACCUGUGCAUGAGUUAUUAACACACAUCUACCAAUUAAUAAAACCCACAAUGGAUUAAUAGAUAGUAAUGUAUUGAUUCAUGGAUUAAUAAGAAGAAUAAUGCAUUUGGGUUUUAGAUUAAAUGGCAAAAACUUUUUUUUGUGAAAGCUCUAUUUAAUUGCUAUACGGGUUUAAUUUUCAUCACAAUGACCAGGGUCAUAGAAAUAGUGAGAACCUUUUGAAUAUACAGAAAACAGUAAGCUGAAAGAUCUUUACUUUGUUUUUCACCAUCUGUCUGACUUUGAUUGUCAAUCUGUGCCUUUUUUAGUGAGAGUUUAUGAACUCGUUGCACAGAUUUCCACUUUGUUGUGUCUGAACACAAAUGGUUAAAAGUAUUCAAAUUCGUCUUUUAGUUCUACAAACAUUUCUACCUGCUGAACAUUUGAUGGCUAAGUGACAAAGAGCAAAACAACGUACUAACCACGUCACGUUAGCUUUAGCGGUCAAACCAAAUCCUUUUCUCACCUGGGAAAAGUGAAAUGUGAAAUGCAUAAAACAAAAUACUCUGUGUCUAUUAGCAGAUUAAUCUUAAUUAGCAAGGUGAUCAUUUACAUAUUCAAUGUCAAGUCACUUUCAAAAAGUUUAAAAUCUGCCAAAAAAGUAGCUAUUUAGUUAACGUUAGCUUGUUUGCUGCUUACGAUUGGUUUGCUAAUGUAUGUUAGCUCAUUGGCUACGUGAAGAAUUGAGCAGGAGUCGAUGGCUAGAGACGGACAACCAUUCUCCUCCAUUCGCACAACUACGAGUCACCUUUUAACCUGUUGUGUGUCUUACUUGCUGAGUGAGGUUCGUAGGAUUAAAAAUCAUCAAGCGUAACGGUUUGUGAUCGAGUGGGAAAACAUUCCUGCCAUUUUUUUCUAUCAGCGAUGUGAAGCUGAACUUCCAGUCCGAGGCGUUCUUCCUCAGAUUACUGCCGUAGGUUGUUCACACGCCAAAAAUAUCUUAUUUCACUCCAUGUGUUACGUUUCCUUUGAAGCAGCUCCAAGCACAGAAUGGAACAUUUUUGUCAAAUCUAAUUACAAAUGACUGUUUCCCUUUGAUUUCUAAAUGGGUUGAAUUUUAGGGUUGCGUGACAAAUUAUAAACUAGUUUCAAUACAGAUUCUCGUGUUACUUCUGGUGCAUAUUUUAAAUCGGUACACACUGUGUGAUAAUGUUUGUCCAACACUUUCUCUGUGUUACACUGAAAACUACGUCAAAUAUGAUCAAGGUUGGAGCAUUAAAGUAGAAAAAACAAGUCAUUUUUUUACCACAAAACUGAACCCAGAAUACAUGAGAGAGGUGAUCCGACACAUGGCCGAUGACACCAGAUCUCAGACUGGUGGACAUUGCUGGUCUCACAGUCCAAUUCGAGAAAAGACAUCUUGGAUCAAUGGCCAAAGAUUUCAACAUGUCGUCUUCAUCUGACCGCCUACAAUCGCACGAGGCUGGUUGACAUCUUGUCGUCGCAUGUAGUCAACUGUUUUCUGCAAAGUAUUGCUGCAUUUCACUCAUAUUUUCUUUUUUUCACAGUCCAAGGUGUUCACUUAACGUGAUGUGGUUGUUUGCUGCUUUGUUGCAAUAUGGUUUAGAUUUAGUCAGCGUUCUUUGAUUUGUUCAAAGAAUCAAUGGAUGAACUUUGGAUAAACAGCUUUUUCUAUCAAUUUCCACCUGGCAUCCAUUUUUGUUAUUGAAUUUGGAUAAUUUUUAUCGGUGCAUAAUCUUUUUUUUGAUAAAGCCAGGUUUGUUAUUGCUGCCUGCACCUGUUCUGUCAGAGUUUGGGCCGUUUGUGCUUUAAGUUAAAGAUAUCAACUUACCGUUUGCAAAGGGUCACCUGACUGUUUGUCCACUGGGAGAUGCAUGACUAACAAGUUAACAUGCUAACAAAUUAGCAUGCUAACAAAUACUGAUCCAGAGCCGUCACAAGACACAUCUUGGGUCUUUGAUGGACAUUUUCAUACAUUUUGCUCAGACAUUUCACGAUAUUUGCCAAGAGACAUUUCAAAUGGAUUAAAAGCAACAAAAAAAAGUAAUAACCCAGAGAAGACAUCUGUUAAAUUCAAUCCAAACCCUGUUUGACCAAAGUCAACGUUGAAUUUCUGAUUCCAUGUGGUUUCCCUCCUUCACUUACGCCUAACUUACAUUUCAUUAAAAAAUGAAACUUCAAGGUCCAUGUAGUUGCUGUUCGAUUGGUUCACACAAUCUUUUCUUAAGACUGUGAGGACUUUGAAGCUUUAAUGUGGAGUUUCAAAGUUCGUGCUUCACCUUUUACAGCCGCCGAGGAAACCGUUUGAAUGGAUACUAAACAAUGUGCUGAAAUAGAUCCAGGUUUAAGGUCAAGACCGAAAUGUGAAUCUCAACUUUUAGAAGGUGAAGAAAACAUGUUUAUUUGCUGAAAAAGUCAAAACAAAGUAAAAAUAAAAGGUUUCAUCAAGGUCAAUACAAGUCAUGUGGAAUCAGGAGAUCCUGUGUCUUCUUGGAUUUUAUAUACUGUACUUUGUGUUGAUUUAUAGCCUUUUUCAGUGUACUCAACACCCAUUUAACACCAUUUGCAAUACUGUAUAAAUAACAAUGUCACAAUAAUAUAAUGAGUAAUAAUAUUUCUGAUUGCCAACAAUCCAGAAAUGAAUAAAACUGAGAUGUUUGUUCACGAUUCUGCUACUUGAUAAAGAGCUAAAUCUGAAAAAAGCCCAGAAUGUUUGUUAAAACAGGAGCAGCCCGGUGGACUAUUUUGGGUUUCUCUCCAAAGUGCCUUAAUGUUCUGUUGAUGUAUAGAUUGGCCGACAGAUUAUACUUCUAUUUACAAGCUAUUUGGGCCGCUUAGUUUCAGCAAACAAAUGAUCUACAGACAAUGCAGCUACAUUUAUAAUGGUGAGGUAUGUUUUAGGUUUUGGGCUCACUGGGUGGAGAAAUGAAGUGAUUUUUUUUUUAUGUUUUAGAAGAAAAGAUGUCCAGAGUAGUAUUAUUACUUCACAUCACAAAGAGCUCACAUUGACUUGUUGUUUUUCUACAUGUUUUUAAAAGUGUGUUUAAACUACAAGUUGUGAUUUGUUGCAUGUUGUAAAUUAAAUGCUCAUUACACCA
Messenger RNA from Pungitius pungitius (ninespine stickleback), 4905 nucleotides. It is a transcript of the gene cmtm7, whose product is annotated as CKLF-like MARVEL transmembrane domain containing 7. Bases 155 to 640 code for a protein of 161 amino acids. Gene Ontology annotation, cellular component: membrane. The transcript has 5 exons. The record is from RefSeq and is a predicted model, not a curated record. NCBI's taxonomy places the organism in Eukaryota, Metazoa, Chordata, Actinopteri, Perciformes, Gasterosteidae.